Molecule: messenger RNA, 1587 nt
Organism: Selaginella moellendorffii
Lineage: Eukaryota; Viridiplantae; Streptophyta; Lycopodiopsida; Selaginellales; Selaginellaceae
Product: AAA-ATPase At4g30250-like
Exons: 2
Coding region: 556-1518 (320 amino acids)
Molecular function (GO): ATP hydrolysis activity; ATP binding
Source: RefSeq, a predicted model, not a curated record
UUGACGAAGAUUUCUCUACAAGAAAAUACGCGGGAGCUGGCUUCGUUGUGGCUUCAUCUACACGACAAUAAGAGUGACGCAGCAAGGUCAGUGUUCUCCCAUUCUCGCAACAGCAGCAGCAAACGAGCAAGAUGGCAAUGGCAGAUAGUUCCGCGCCACGUCUGGUUCCUUCUGGAGCUCAAGCUCAAGAGGUUUGUAACUUGGCUAUGGUGGGAGACAGAGCUCUCAAUCCCAGAGUACGUCCGCAACAACACCAACGAGAUCUACGACCUGGUCGACCUCUACGUUGCUCACCUCACCGACACCAACACCAAGAGCUCGGCAAACAGGAUCCAGUUCACGCGAGUGAAGAACGCCAGCAAGCCGAAUUGCAACCUCGCCAGGGGCGAGCGAGUGGAGGACAAGUUCAAAGGCGUCACAUUCUCCUGGGUCUUCAACGUCACCGAGCCCUCCAACGGCAGAGGCUUCAGCUAUUUUGAUCGCAGUGGAGGAACACGCCGAGAGUACGUUGUCCAAGUUCACAGGAGGCACAAGUAUACACUCUUGCCCGAGUACAUGAGGGAAGUGAUCAAGCUCGGAGAGAGCUUGAAGCACCAGAACCAAGACCGGCAGCUCUACACCAACAUAGGAAAAUCGGACGACUACAGGAACAAGCCGUGGAGAUCGGUGCCUUUCAAGCAUGCCUCGACGUUCUCGAGCCUGGCGCUGGAUCCCGAGCUCAAGAACAAGAUCGUCCAGGACCUGGAUUCCUUCAUGGCUGGUAAGGAUUUCUUUGAGAGAGUUGGGAGGGCUUGGAAGCGGGGGUAUCUCUUAUACGGGCCUCCGGGGACUGGGAAGUCGUCACUCAUCGCUGCCAUAGCAAACUACACGCAGUACGAUGUCUAUGACAUGGAGCUAACGGAGGUGAAGAGCAAUGCCGACUUGAGGAAGCUGCUCAUGGGGAUUUCCAACAAGGCGAUCAUCGUGAUCGAGGACAUUGACUGCUCGCUGGAGCUCAAGAAAAGGGGAAAGCCAGCCCCAGAGGAAGAAACCAGUGAAGAGUCCAAGGAGAAAGAUGGAGCGUUGCCAGGGAAACAAGCCAAGAAGAAAGAUGAAGAGAGCAGCAGGGUCACACUUUCAGGGCUACUGAAUUUCAUCGAUGGGCUGUGGUCUUGUAGCGGGAGCGAGAGGAUCAUCAUCUUUACGACAAAUCACAAGGAAGAUCUGGAUCCCGCACUGCUGCGGUCGGGCAGGAUGGACCUUCACAUUUUGAUGGGCUACUGUGGAUUUGAGGCGUUCAAGGUGCUGGCGUGGACUCACCUUGAGAUCUCGCAGAAGGGCGAGUUUGAGAAGGAGUUUGGAGAGAUCGCGGAGCUGAUCGCCAAGGUUGAGAUCACUCCUGCUGAUAUCGCGGAGGUGUUGAUCCAGAACAGGAGGAACUCGAGAGGGGCUCUAGAGAAAGUGAUUGAGGCUCUUCGGGAGCAGGCUGCAAAGAAAGAUGAAGAAGAGGAGGGGGACGGUAAAAGCAAGCAGGAAUGAUCAAACUUGCUUGCUCAAGGUUGAUCAAGGUGCUUGCUGGCGUGGAGCCCACGUGGAACUUCCGGGAUU